Molecule: messenger RNA, 2752 nt
Organism: Morone saxatilis (striped sea-bass)
Lineage: Eukaryota; Metazoa; Chordata; Actinopteri; Moronidae
Gene: galnt18b
Product: UDP-N-acetyl-alpha-D-galactosamine:polypeptide N-acetylgalactosaminyltransferase 18b
Exons: 11
Coding region: 222-2051 (609 amino acids)
Cellular component (GO): Golgi apparatus
Source: RefSeq, a predicted model, not a curated record
GGAACCUUCACCUGUAGAUAUUUGACAUUAACCUUUUCACCAUCUCCCCAAAAAAGAAAAAACCCAACACUGCACUUCUGAAGUAAAGACUCUGCGCUUCGGAUAUUGCAUCGCUGCAAAGUCGCUGGAAAUAACUUCAUUAUUCCGGGUGUUUUGCGGGCGACUGUCGCCGUGUCCUCCGGUUUAACGGGAUACUGCUGGCUGUAUGGAGGGAUGUCGGCAUGGCUUGCACCAGGAGAACCAAAACUUUGGUGUCCACAUGCGUGAUCCUGAGCGGCAUGACCAACAUUGUUUGCCUGCUCUAUGUCGGAUGGGUUACUAAUUACAUCGCCAACAUUUACAUCAAAGUCCCGAUGCCUUUACCGGAGAGAAAGUUAGAGGGGGACAAAAGAGGUGACACUAUCCGGAUCAUGGAGAGGCUUGAUCGGCUGGAGAACGUGGUCAACCAGCACAUACAAGAGACUCCAGGGAGGGGAGAGGACGGUCAGGCGGACACAUCAUUCUCUGACUCGUCGCUGUUUGCUCACUGGGGUCAGGAGCUCAGUCCGGACAACAGGCGGGUGGCACUGAAGAUGUUCCAGUACUAUGGAUAUAACGGCUACCUCAGUGAUCGUCUCUCUCUAGACAGGCCAAUACCAGACCUCAGGCCUGAUGGGUGCAGAAACAUCACUUAUCCUUUAAACCUCCCUCAAGUGAGCAUUGUGUUCAUUUUUGUGAAUGAAGCCUUGUCCGUCAUCCUGCGAUCCAUUCACUCCGCCAUCAACAGGACGCCCUCCCACCUUCUCAAAGAGAUAAUCCUGGUGGACGACAACAGCAAUAACAAUGAGCUAAAGGAGAAGCUGCAGGAUUUUGUGUCCGAGUUUAACAGCCAACGUCCAGGAUUCAUUAAGAUGGUGCGGCAUUCCAAGCAGGAGGGUCUGAUCCGGUCCAGAGUGAGCGGGUGGAGGGUUGCCACUGCCCCAGUUGUUGCCCUGUUUGAUGCCCACGUUGAGUUCAACGUUGGCUGGGCUGAACCCAUUCUGCAGAGAAUUAAAGAAGACAGAACUCGCAUUAUCUCCCCAUCAUUUGAUAACAUCAAGUACGACACGUUUGAGAUUGAAGAGUAUCCGCUGUCUGCCCAGGGCUUUGACUGGGAGCUGUGGUGUCGCUACCUCAACCCACCAAAGUCCUGGUGGCACAAGGGCAACAAGAGUGCACCAAUCCAGAGCCCAGCCCUGAUUGGCUGCUUCGUGGUGGAUAGGCUGUACUUUGAGGAGAUUGGCUUGCUGGAUGAGGGGAUGGAGGUGUACGGUGGAGAAAAUGUGGAGCUGGGCAUCAGGGUGUGGCAGUGUGGCGGCAGUGUUGAGGUCCUGCCUUGUGCUCGCAUCGCCCACAUAGAGCGCGCUCACAAACCUUACACUGAGGAUCUAACAUCUCAUGUGCGGCGAAAUGCCCUCAGAGUUGCAGAGGUUUGGAUGGAUGAAUUUAAAAGCCAUGUCUACAUGGCCUGGAAUAUUCCCAUGGAGGACUCGGGGAUUGAUAUCGGUGAUAUCUCAGAGAGGAAGGCUCUGAGGAAAAGGCUGCAGUGUAAAACUUUCCGAUGGUACCUGGUCAACAUAUACCCUGAGAUGAGGAUGUACAGCGACACCAUCGCAUACGGAGCACUGAAAAACUCUCUGAAGAACGACCUGUGUCUGGACCAGGGGCCUGACAAUGACAACGUCCCCAUUCUGUAUCUAUGUCAUGGGAUGACACCUCAGAAUGUGUACUACACCAGUACUCAGCAGCUCCACAUCGGGCUCCUCAGUCCCACCGUUGAUGACGACGACAACAAGUGCCUGGUCGAUGUGAAUAGCAGACCGCGCCUCAUCGAGUGCAGCUACGCCGCAGCCAAACGCAUGAAGCUCCACUGGCUCUUCACUCAGGGAGGAUCCAUUCAGAACAGAAAAUCAAAGAGAUGCCUAGAGCUUGUAGCGAGCAGUGACAAUGAGUUCGGCUACCAACUGGCUCUGCAGAAAUGCACUGGACAGAAAUGGUUCAUCACAAACGUGCUGUUUAGCAGCUCCUUAUGAUCGGCUGCUGAAAGGAACACGGCAGUGCAUAGCACACCGGACUGGAUGGGGCCAUUUCUUUUGUGUGCACAUGUGUAUGCGCAUGUGUGUCUGUGUGUGAAAGGAUGUGAAGCAGGGGUCCGACAGAAGAGCGGUGCCUGGUUAAACGCGAUCAUUUUGAGCACCAUGAUGUCCUCUGAUGAGCAGUUGACAUCACAUCGUAAAUGUUAAACAUUUUAUUUUGCCUACAGGAUCAGCCAUAGGUGGCAAAUAUUUUGCAGAUUUGACAAGGUAGUAUAUUUAGUAUAUUUUGUGGUAAAUACAGUACAGUCAGAUUUUCGUUGACUUAAAAGAUGUAAUGGGUCCAAUAUGUUUUUGUACUGUUCAUAAUUGCUACUGUGUAGCAAGCUUUCUGAACCUGUCUCUGCUGUAAUUAUUUUAUUUUAGUGUCUCAGGUUUGUAGGUUUAUUAUGCGGUUCAGCUGUACAGUUGUGGGAAAAUGUUGGAAUAAAUCAGAAAAUAAUAGAUUAUUUUGUAAGUGUUAAUAUUUCGAAUAUUUGUAAUAUGUAACAACUACUGAGUGAAAGUGCCUUUAUUUGGUUUGUUGUUAAAGGCACAAUCCGUGAUUCAAAUCUGAAAAAGGGUUGACCAUUCAUUGAAAUUAAAAGGACUCCAAUCUGCUAUCAAUCCAAAAUAUUUUUGAUUUUUGAUUGUCAAGAAUU